AUGGCCACAGGAGGAGGUCCUUUUGAAGAAGGUGUGAAUGAGCAGGAUUUACCAAACUGGAGCAAUGAGAGUGUUGAUGACCGACUUAACAAUAUGGAUUGGGGCAGCCAGCAGAAGAAGGCAAAUAGGUCAUCAGAAAAAAAUAAGAGAAAAUUUGGUGUAGAAAGUGAUAAAAGGGUAACUAAUGAUAUUUCUCCGGAGUCAUCGCCGGGAGUUGGAAGACGAAGAACAAAGACUUCACUGACGUUUCCACAUAGUAGAUACGUGACUCAGAUGUCUGUUCCCGAGCAGGCAGAACUAGAAAAACUCAAACAGCGCAUAAACUUCAGUGAUUUAGAUCAGAGAAGCAUUGGAAGUGAUUCUCAAGGUAGAGCAACAGCAGCUAACAACAAACGUCAGCUUAGUGAGAACCGAAAGCCCUUCAACUUUUUGCCUAUGCAGAUUAAUACUAACAAGAGCAAAGAUGCCACUAUAAGUCCUCAAAAGAGAGAAAUGAUUGGAUCAGCACAGUGUAAAGAGUUGUUUGCUUCUGCUUUAAGUAAUGACCUUUUGCAAAACUGUCAAGUCUCUGAAGAAGAUGGAAGAGGAGAGCCUGCAAUGGAGAGCAGCCAGAUUGUAAGCAGGCUUGUUCAGAUUCGUGAGUAUAUUACUAAAGCUAGUUCCAUGAGGGAAGACCUUGUAGAGAAAAAUGAAAGAUCUGCUAAUGUUGAGCGCCUCACUCAUCUAAUAGAUCACCUUAAAGAACAAGAAAAGUCAUAUAUGAAAUUUCUCCAGAAAAUUCUUGCUAGAGAAAAUGAGGAGGAGGAUGUUCGGACUAUAGAUUCAGCUGUGGGAUCUGGUUCUGUAGCUGAGAGCACAUCGCUAAACAUAGAUGUGCGGUCUGAGGCUUCAGAUGCCACGGAGGCAUCUUUUAGUCUGAGAAUUCGGCCGUGCAUUGAGGACAAGCUAGGGAAUUCAGCUUCACAAGAACAGGUUUCAGACACUGACGUUACUACAAGUCCAAAGGGGAAAGGUGGCAGACCUCCUCAGCAUGGCAGGGAGCUGAGGCCUAAUAGGAAAUGUAGCCGGAAACGUGGAUUUCCCUCAAAGGCCAGAGAUCCUCAGCAGGAGCCUAUGGAAGAGAUAGAAAAUUUGAAGAAACAACAUGAUUUAUUAAAAAGGAUGUUACAGCAGCAGGAGCAGCUGAGAGCUCUGCAGGGACGACAAGCUGCUCUCCUUGCCCUGCAGCAUAAAGCUGAGCAAGCUAUAGCUGUGAUGGAUGAUUCCGAAAAGGUUGCGGAGACAACUCCUGGUCAUCGUACUGUACCAGGUAGACAGCUGGCUCGUUCACCUUUGCAUCAGAGAGUACCCAUAAGAGAAACUACAGGUAGCCUAUCUGGAGUCAGUAUCACCUCUGAACUAAACGAAGAAUUGAAUGAUCUAAUUCAGCAUUUUCAUAAUCAGCUUCGUGAUUCUCAGCCUCCAGCUGUUCCAGACAAUAGAAGACAAGCAGAAAGUCUUUCAUUAACUAGGGAGAUUUCUCAGAGCAGAAAUCCAUCAGUUUCAGAGCAUUUACCUGAUGAGAAAGUCCAACUUUUUAGCAAGAUGAGAGUGUUACAAGAAAAGAAACAAAAAAUGGACAAACUUCUUGGAGAACUUCAUACACUUCGAGACCAGCAUUUGAACAAUUCAUCAUUUGUGCCUUCUUCAGCCUCUCCACAAAGGAGUGUGGAUCAGAGAAGUACAACCACAGCUCCCUCUGCUCCUGUAGUCUUAACACCAGUGGUCAAUGGAGAAUCCAAUAACCUCACGCCAUCUGUUCCUUAUCCUGCUGCUUCUCUAGUUUCUCAGAAUCAGAAUGAAAAUGAAGGCCACCUAAAUCCAACUGAAAAACUCCAGAAGUUAAAUGAAGUUCGAAAGAGGUUGAAUGAACUAAGAGAAUUAGUUCAUUAUUAUGAGCAAACAUCAGAUAUGAUGACAGAUGCUGUGAAUGAAAACACAAAAGAAGAAGAAACUGAAGAGUCAGAAUAUGAUUCCGAGCAUGAAAACUCUGAACCUGUUACUAACAUUCGAAAUCCACAAGUAGCUGCCACCUGGAACGAAGUAAAUAGUAAUUCUAAUGCACAGUGUGUUUCUAACAAUAGAGAUGGGCGAGCAGUUAAUUCUAACUGUGAAAUUAACAACAGGUCUGCUGCCAACAUAAGGGCUCUAAACUUGCCUCCUGCUUCAGAUUGUCGAUACAAUAGAGAAGGAGAACAGGAGAUGCCUGUUGCACAAGGUCAGGAUGAGGAGGAGGAGGAGGAGGAGGAGGAGGAAGCAGAAGAUGAGGCCCUCAGCGGAGCUUCAGUGUCUAGUCAUAGCAGCAGCCUGAUCAUUGAGACCCCUGAAGAUGCUGAAUUUGAACAUAAGAUCCAGAAGCUUAUGGCUGCAAAACUGAAACUUAGACACUUACAGAACCUUGUUGCCAUGGUGCAGGAUGAUGAUGCAGCCAAUCAAGGAGUUACUUCUGUGGAGGAUUUCUUCCCAGCAGAAGACACCAAACAAAAUGCAAAUAACACUAGAGGAAAUGCCAAUAAAACACAGAAAGAUGCUGGAGUAAAUGAAAAGGCAAGAGAGAAAUUUUAUGAGGCUAAACUACAGCAGCAACAGAGAGAACUCAAACAAUUGCAGGAAGAAAGAAAGAAACUGAUUGAGAUUCAAGAGAAAAUUCAAGAAUUGCAAAAGGCAUGUCCUAACCUACAGCUGUCAGCUGCUAGUGUGGGUAAUUGUCCCACAAAAACACAUAUGCCAGCUGUUACUUCGUCCCCAACCGUUAAUGAAAAUGAAGCCAGUACAAGCAAAUCUGGUUUUGAGCCUCAUGAUUCUUCAGUGGUAGAUAAUGAGGUAUGGUCAGAUAUGCGAAGACAUGAAAUGUUAAGGGAGGAGCUACGACAGAGAAGAAAGCAGCUGGAAGCUCUGAUGGCUGAACAUCAGAGGAGGCAAGGUCUGGCUGAAACUGCAUCUCCAGUGGCUGUUUCAUUGAGAAGUGAUGGAUCUGAGAACCUGUGUACACCUCAGCAAAGCAGAACAGAAAAAACAAUGGCAACUUGGGGAGGUUCUACCCAGUGUGCCCUAGAUGAAGAAGGAGAUGAAGAUGGUUAUCUUUCUGAAGGAAUUGUUCGGACAGACGAAGAGGAGGAAGAGGAGGAGCAAGAUGCCAGUUCCAAUGAUAACUUUCAUAUGUAUCCUCCAAACAGUGCAAAUCGUAAUUCUUACAAUGUAAAGGAAACUAAAAAUAGGUGGAAGAACAACCGCCCUUUUUCAGCAGAUGGAAAUUAUCGUCCUUUAGCCAAGACAAGACAACAGAAUAUCAGCAUGCAGCGUCAGGAAAACCUUCGCUGGGUGUCCGAACUCUCUUACGUAGAAGAGAAAGAACAAUGGCAAGAACAAAUUAAUCAGCUAAAGAAACAACUUGAUUUCAGUGUCAAUAUUUGUCAGACUUUAAUGCAAGACCAGCAGACUCUAUCUUGUCUGCUACAAACUCUUCUCACGAGUCCUUAUAGUGUUAUGCCCAGCAGUGUUGCAUCCCCUCAAGUGCACCUUAUAAUGCACCAGUUGAACCAGUGCUAUACCCAGCUAACGUGGCAACAGAAUAAUGUACAGAGGUUGAAACAAAUGCUCAGUGAACUCAUGCGCCAACAAAAUCAGCAUCCAGAAAAACCUGCAAGCAAGGAAGGAGGCAGUGGUGCGUCACACCCUCCUUCUCCCAGUUUAUUUUGUCCUUUCAACUUUCCAACUCAGCCUGUAAAUCUGUUUAACCUACCGGGGUUUACUAAUUUUUCAUCAUUUGCACCAAGUAUGAAUUUCAGCCCUUUAUUUCCUUCUAAUUUUGGAGAUUUUUCUCAAAACAUUUCUACACCCACUGAACAGCAGCAACCGUUAGCCCAGAAUCCUUCGGGGAAAACAGAAUACAUGGCUUUUCCAAAACCUUUUGAAAGUAGUUCUUCUAUUGGAGCAGAAAAACAAAGGAAUCAAAAACAGCCUGAAGAGGAUGUGGAGAACAGUAGGACACCAUGGUUUUAUGACCAAGAAGGUGAAGUAGAAAAGCCAUUUCUCAAGACUGGAUUUGCAGUGUCUGUAGAGAAAACAACAAAUAGUAAUCGCAAAAAUCAACUAGAUACCAGUAGGAGAAGACGCCAGUUUGAUGAAGUGUCCUUAGAAAGCUUUAACAGUAUACUUGACCCAGUAGAUCCAACAACAGUAACUAAAACAUUCAAGUCAAGAAAAGCAUCUGCACAGGCCAGCUUGGCAUCUAAAGAUAAAACUCCCAAAUCAAAGAGUAAGAAGAGGCAUUCUACUCAACUGAAAAGCAGAGUGAAAAAUAUUGGGUAUGAAAGUGCCAGUAUGUCUAGCACAUGUGAACCUUGCAAAAGUAGAAACAGACAUGCAGCCCAGACUGAAGAGCCUGUUCAAGCAAAAGUUCUCAGCAGCAAGAAUCAUGAGCAGCUGGAAAAAGUGAUAAGAUGUAAUAGGUCUACAGAAAUAUCUUCAGCACAUGCUAGGAGAAUACUACAGCAGUCUAACAGAAAUGCAUGCAAUGAAGCGCCAGAAACCGGGAGUGACUUUUCCAUGUUCGAAGCUUUGCGGGAUACCAUUUAUUCUGAAGUAGCUACGUUGAUUUCUCAAAAUGAGUCUCGUCCACAUUUUCUUAUUGAACUCUUCCAUGAGCUUCAGCUACUUAAUACAGACUAUUUGAGACAGAGGGCUUUAUAUGCAUUGCAGGACAUAGUAUCCAGGCAUAUUUCUGAGAACCAUGAAAAGGAAGGAGAAAAUAUAAAGUCAGUGAAUUCUGGUACUUGGAUAGCAUCCAACUCAGAACUUACUCCCAGUGAAAGCCUUGCUACUACUGAUGAUGAAACUUUUGAGAAGAACUUUGAGAGAGAAACACAUAAAAUAAGUGAGCAAAAUGAUGCUGAUAAUGCUAGUGUAUCUUCAACUUGUGAGCCUUUUGCAACAGAUGUUCUGGGUGACACUGUGAUUCACUUAGAUCAGGCAUUAGCCAGGAUGAGAGACUAUACGCAUAUGAAGAUGGAGGCUGAAAGCAGUACAGAUGUCAGGUGUACCUGCAGGAUCAUUGAGGAUGACGAUGGUGCUGCUGACACAACCACGAUUAGUAAUAAUUUGGAAGAAACUCCUGUUAUUGAAAAUCAUAGUUCACAGCAACCUGUGAGUGAAGUUUCUACCGUCCCGUGUCCUAGAAUUGAUACUCAGCAACUGGACCGGCAAAUUAAAGCAAUUAUGAAAGAAGUCAUUCCUUUUUUGAAGGAGCACAUGGAUGAAGUAUGUUCUUCUCAACUUCUAACCUCAGUAAGACGCAUGGUUUUGGUCCUUACUCAGCAAAACAAUGAGAGCAAAGAGUUUGUAAAGUUCUUUCAUAAGCAACUUGGAAGUAUACUACAGGAUUCACUGGCAAAAUUUGCUGGCAGAAAACUGAAGGAUUGUGGAGAAGAUCUUCUUGUAGAGAUAUCUGAAGUGUUAUUUAAUGAAUUGGCUUUCUUUAAGCUCAUGCAAGAUUUGGAUAAUAAUAGUGUAACUGUUAAACAGAGAUGCAAAAGGAAAAUAGAAGCUGCUGGAGUGAUACAGUCUUAUGCAAAAGAGGCCAAAAGGAUUCUUGAAGGAGAUCACAGUUCACCUGCUGGAGAAAUUGAUGAUGAAGACAAAGACAAGGAUGAGACGGAAACAGUUAAGCAGACUCAAACGUCUGAGGUUUAUGAUGGUGACGGCCCCAAAAAUGUGAGAUCUGAUGUUUCUGAUCAAGAGGAAGAUGAAGAAAGUGAAGAAUGUCCAGUGUCUAUUAAUUUGUCCAAAGCUGAAACUCAGGCUUUGACUAAUUAUGGAAGUGGAGAAGAUGAGAAUGAAGAUGAAGAAAUAGAAGAAUUUGAAGAGGGACCUGUAGAUGUGCAGACGUCACUUCAGGCUAACACUGAAGCUACAGAAGAAAAUGAACACGAUGGUCAGGUUCCACAGCGUGAUUUUGAAAAAUCAUCAGAAAGCAAAAAUGUCCCAUCAGAACAAGAACCCACUACUAGUAAAGGUGACCAGGAUAGCACUCCUGUGAAGCCCUGUUACCUCAAUAUCGUGGAAAAUGAGCAACCUUUAAAUAGCACUGUCCAGAAGGAUACUCUCACUACCAUCGACUCGUCCAGUCAGCCUAACCCUUUGCCUUUACCUUUAACUGAAAUUGAAACCUUGGUGCCUAGAGUCAAAGAAGUGAAAUCUGCUCAGGAGACUCCUGAAAGUUCUUUGGCUGGAAGUCCUGAUACUGAAUCUCCAGUGUUAGUGAAUGACUAUGAAGCAGAAUCUGGUAACAUAAGUCAAAAAUCUGAUGAAGAAGACUUUGUGAAAGUUGAAGAUUUACCACUUAAACUGACAAUAUAUUCAGAGGCAGAUCUAAGGAAGAAAAUGGCAGAAGAAGAACAGAAAAACCACUUAUCUGGUGAAAUAUGUGCAAUGCAGACUGAAGAAUUAGCUGGGAAUUCUCAGACACUAAAAGAACCUGAGCAAGUAUAUGCUCAGUCUGCCAUCUUAAGAUGGAAACCCUUACCUAUGCCUUUUAAACUGUUGGUGGUGUCAUCAGGGAAUUACUGUAGCAAAAAACAGUGGGAGCCCAAAGUACAUGAGAUGUCUCCAGAGGCUCAUCUAACUCUUUCUUGACAUAAUUAAUACGUAUAUGAAAAUGGCACUAAAUAAACAUCUGUUUUAAUCUGUAUAAAAUGUAAAUCAGUUUGACACUGCAAUUUUGGUAGGUGUGCUAAUUUCUGCCCAUGGCAGUUUAAAACAUCAAAAACUGAAUUCUGGACAGAUUCAAGCCUUGAUACACUGUGGGGUUUUUUUCUUAUUCUUUCUUUCAUUUUUUUUGGUCCUGAUUUUUUCCCCAUUGUGAUGUUUAGUAACAUAGAAUUUAAAAUGUAGUUUUAAAUAAAGUUUGGACUUAUCUGUAAACUUA
Budorcas taxicolor (takin) is the source of this 6964-nucleotide messenger RNA. RefSeq names its product pericentriolar material 1 (gene PCM1). The transcript is spliced from 42 exons. The coding region runs from base 1 to 6672 and encodes 2223 amino acids. Gene Ontology annotation, biological process: centrosome cycle; protein localization to centrosome; intraciliary transport involved in cilium assembly. The record is from RefSeq and is a predicted model, not a curated record. Gene Ontology annotation, cellular component: centrosome; centriolar satellite; ciliary basal body. NCBI's taxonomy places the organism in Eukaryota, Metazoa, Chordata, Mammalia, Artiodactyla, Bovidae.